Corticium candelabrum is the source of this 681-nucleotide messenger RNA. RefSeq lists its product as uncharacterized. NCBI's taxonomy places the organism in Eukaryota, Metazoa, Porifera, Homoscleromorpha, Homosclerophorida, Plakinidae. The coding region runs from base 200 to 664 and encodes 154 amino acids. The transcript has a single exon. The record is from RefSeq and is a predicted model, not a curated record.
GAAAGCAGUGCAAGCUGGUGAUUGUAAAAGAGUUAAAGAUUUCCAGCUUACCACUAGUAGGCAUGUAGAAAAAAUUAAGAAAUGCCUCGACUUGCUUCACAGAAAUGCUGGUAGAGCAAGACAAGACACUUGCGAUGCAGAAAAAGAUGUAAAGACAAAAUUUUCCAACGUCAAAAGUCUGAUAUCGCUACUUGAUACAAUGGGCACUGCUGCAUCGCUAAUAUUAGUAGCUGGAGGAAUUUCCAGUGUCUUUCUGGCUUGGACGUUUCCACCUGCUGCAAUAUAUCUUGGUUUUGGUGUAACUCUCGGUGUAGUGGCAGCAACUGCAAGAGGAGGAGUUGGUGUUGGCACUUAUUUUGCAACAGCAAAAAUGGCAAACGCAGCACAAUCCUUGAACGAGUUGAGUGAAAUGUUGGAUGGCUUGUCAGAGUCAGCUGGGACUGUGCUCGUGAUCGUGAGAAAACUGGAAAAUUGGUGGAAUCGAACGGUACGAUUACUGAAUGUUGCUAGCACAGCCAUUGAACACGCCAACACUGACUAUAUUGACCACGUUCUUGAAGCAAUGGAACGCGUUAAGGAAGAACUAAUCAUUUUGCAGAAAGCGGUCUCAUCUGCAGGCAAUACGCUGCAAAGGCUCAAAGAUGAUCUAAAGUCAUGUAAAUAAACAAUUUCAAUAAACUU